CCUCCCCCUCUUAUCCCCUCGCGGCCUCCUCCUCCCCCUUCCGCCGCUCCACCACCGUCUCCGUCUCCGCGCCGCUCCCCCUCUUCGGAUAGGGUUAGGGCUCCCUCCCCCCGCGCGCGCCAUGGCCUCCUUCACCUGCUCCCAGGUCGGCGCGGCGGCCGCGGGCGGCGCCUCGCCCUUCCUCUUCUCCCGGCGGGGGAGCAGCGGCGGGCCCGGGGGAGCCAGCUCCCCCUUCGUGGGCCGGCGGCUGGCGGCGGUGCGGAUGCGCGCGCCCGCCCGCGGGGCCCGCGGGGGCGCCGCGCUGCGGGUCACCUGCGAGAAGGUGGUGGGGAUCGACCUCGGCACCACCAACUCCGCCGUCGCCGCCAUGGAGGGCGGCAAGCCCACCGUCGUCACCAACGCCGAGGGCGCGCGCACCACGCCCUCCGUCGUCGCCUACACCAAGACCGGGGAGCGCCUCGUCGGCCAGAUCGCCAAGCGCCAGGCCGUCGUCAACCCCGAGAACACCUUCUUCUCCGUCAAGAGGUUCAUCGGCCGCAAGAUGUCCGAGGUCGACGACGAGGCCAAGCAGGUCUCCUACGGCGUCGUCAAGGACGAGAACGGCAACGUCAAGCUCGACUGCCCCGCCAUCGGAAAGCAGUUCGCCGCAGAGGAGAUUUCCGCACAGGUUUUGCGGAAAUUGGUGGAUGAUGCCUCUAAGUUUCUUAAUGAGAAAAUUACAAAAGCAGUGGUCACAGUCCCAGCAUACUUCAAUGAUUCACAAAGGACAGCAACAAAAGAUGCUGGCCGUAUUGCAGGGCUGGAAGUUCUUCGUAUUAUAAAUGAACCAACUGCUGCAUCAUUGGCCUAUGGUUUCGAGAAGAAAAAUAAUGAAACAAUUCUAGUGUUUGACUUGGGAGGUGGUACCUUUGAUGUAUCUGUACUGGAGGUUGGAGAUGGUGUGUUUGAGGUGCUUUCCACAUCAGGUGACACACAUCUUGGCGGUGAUGACUUUGAUAAGAGAAUAGUAGACUGGCUUGCUAGCAACUUUAAGAAAGAUGAAGGCAUUGAUCUUUUGAAGGACAAACAAGCCCUUCAGCGGCUUACUGAGGCAGCAGAGAAAGCUAAGAUGGAACUGUCAACACUGACACAGGCAAACAUUAGCUUGCCGUUUAUUACUGCUACUGCUGAUGGGCCAAAACACAUUGAGGCAACCCUCUCCAGAGCCAAAUUUGAGGAACUAUGUUCAGACCUUAUCGACAGGCUUAAAACUCCUGUUAAUAAUGCUUUGAGAGAUGCCAAGUUGUCGGUCAGUGAUCUUGAUGAAGUGAUUCUUGUGGGUGGAUCCACCCGAAUCCCUGCAGUGCAAGAACUUGUGAGGAAGCUUACCGACAAGGAUCCCAAUGUUACAGUAAACCCUGAUGAGGUUGUUUCUCUUGGGGCAGCUGUGCAGGGUGGGGUUUUGGCGGGAGAUGUGAAAGAUGUCGUUCUUCUGGAUGUUACUCCAUUAUCUCUUGGUUUGGAGACAUUGGGUGGAGUCAUGACAAAGAUUAUCCCCAGGAAUACCACACUGCCCACCUCAAAAUCAGAGGUAUUCUCAACAGCUGCAGAUGGACAGACAAGUGUUGAGAUUAAUGUUCUCCAGGGAGAAAGAGAGUUUGUCAGGGACAACAAGUCUCUUGGAAGCUUCCGGUUGGAUGGAAUCCCUCCUGCACCUCGUGGUGUGCCACAAAUUGAAGUGAAGUUUGAUAUCGAUGCAAAUGGUAUUCUCUCAGUUGCAGCUAUUGAUAAGGGCACUGGGAAGAAACAGGACAUCACCAUCACUGGCGCUAGUACGCUACCGAAGGAUGAGGUUGAGAGAAUGGUGGAAGAAGCUGACAAGUUUGCCAAGGAGGAUAAAGAGAAGAGAGAUGCCAUUGACACCAAAAACCAGGCGGACUCCGUGGUCUACCAGACCGAGAAGCAACUGAAGGAGCUUGGUGACAAAGUCCCUGCUCCUGUGAAAGAGAAGGUGGAUGUGAAGCUCCAGGAGCUCAAAGAUGCCAUUUCUGGUGGAUCAACACAGAGCAUGAAGGACGCCAUGGCUGCUUUGAACCAGGAGGUGAUGCAGAUUGGGCAGGCGAUGUACAACCAGCCUGGUGCAGGUGCAGCCGGACCUACUCCUGAUGCUGAGGCUGGGCCUACGCCUGGUGCCGGACCAGCGAAGGGACCCAAUGAUGGGGAUGUCAUUGACGCGGACUUCACAGAUAGCAACUGAGGCGUGAUUGAUAGAACCGGCGAUGUGUUGAGCGUGGUGGCAGCAGGGAGUGGCAUCUUCUCUUUUUUGUCCUUUGAAACGUACUAUAGGCUAUCUAGUGUGAAACUGAUAGGGAUAGUGUUUUUGCAUACAUUGCUUGUGAUUUUGACUCGGGAUUAUCAGAAUGCUCUAUAAAGAUGACAGAAGGGCAAAAGGUUUUGAUGGAAA
Molecule: messenger RNA, 2443 nt
Organism: Panicum hallii
Lineage: Eukaryota; Viridiplantae; Streptophyta; Magnoliopsida; Poales; Poaceae
Product: stromal 70 kDa heat shock-related protein, chloroplastic-like
Exons: 8
Coding region: 122-2236 (704 amino acids)
Biological process (GO): protein refolding; cellular response to unfolded protein
Cellular component (GO): chloroplast; cytoplasm
Molecular function (GO): misfolded protein binding; ATP-dependent protein folding chaperone; ATP binding
Source: RefSeq, a predicted model, not a curated record